AUGGCCGCCCGUCCUAAAAACCUCAACGACACUUACAUCGCCCCCACCUACCCGUAUCUCAAACCCAUCAUCGUAUGCGGCGUCAUAAUGGCUCUCUCCGCCCGGCGCGAAGUCAUUUCCCCAGGUUCUCCACUAUAUGAUCAUCUUUUAUCGCGGUCGCCAAAUGCCAUCAAGACUGCGACAUGGAUCCAGAACGGGCUGUUCUAUUUCUUGUUCGGAGGCCACGCAAUUGAGUCAGCAAUGUUCACGAAGCGGCUAAACGAUCAUGGUGUCCGCCUAUUCAGCGUUUCCUGGUUCAAAUGGAUCGGGACCUGUUUUGUUGGAGGCAAUUUCGUGUUCAAGUACUUUGAUCGGGCUGUUGGGAAGGCUGCGUGA
Cucurbitaria berberidis CBS 394.84 is the source of this 375-nucleotide messenger RNA. RefSeq lists its product as uncharacterized. The coding region runs from base 1 to 375 and encodes 124 amino acids. The transcript is spliced from 2 exons. Lineage: Eukaryota; Fungi; Ascomycota; Dothideomycetes; Pleosporales; Cucurbitariaceae. The record is from RefSeq and is a predicted model, not a curated record.